UCCUCCUCUUCCACAGCUGUUGCUGCUGCCACCCAGCGAGCGCCACUUUCCUCGGGCAGCAGACAGACGAUCCAGAGGCUGGGGAGUCAGUAGAGACACAGCUCAGACUCAGCCCAGCUUUACCCAGCUAAAGCACAGCCACUUCAAGAGGCAGGGGAGGGGAGACACUAGCGCACACAGCCAACGCUGCAACGCACCCAUACACAAUCAUACGGACAAACACUCCUCCUCUCUCUCUCUUCCUCCCUCUCUCUCUCUCUCUCACUCCGGUGCUCGACUCUGCACAGCUCCUCUACUCAUUCGCUGCUGAUUCACUCGCUCACUUGCUUGCCUCUCCUAUGCCAGUCGCUCUGCCUUGCUGCGCUCUGCCUGCCUGCCUGAGAAUGGUCCAGCCGGUGCCUGGGGGUCUGCUGUCGCGGCCUGUCUGAACACACGCGUAAACACAGAGUCAAUCGACAGGCGGAAGCACACAACACACAAAACUGGAGAGCAAUGUGAGAGAGGGGGAGUAACUAAGAGAGAGGAAGAAAGUUGAAGAAGGAAAAGAGGGGCAAGAACGAAAGGAGACCCAGUAAAUGGAGGAAUUUUACAUACCUAUGUUGGUCUGGAGUGAAAAGGAAGUGCCUUCCCUGAUGUCUGCUGCAGCUUUGACCUGCUUCUACAGCUGAAGCUCCACCCUCCCUCCCCCCCUGCCUCGCUCGCUUGCUGCCACAGUAACAGGAGUACAAGGACAGCGACCACACCCUCCUUGCAGCCUACGCUCCGACCUGCUCGUCCAUCCACCACCAUCACCAUCCACUCCUUUCCAGACGGCCCUGCUGCCAACUGCUCUCGACCGACUGACCAGCCUUACCCUAGCAGCCCUACACACCACCAGGCCCGCACAGCAUCUCACCCACCCUGCCUUUAACCUUCGCCUUCAACCCUCUAAGCCUCCACUUGGUCCUCAGUGUCCUUAACCUUCCUGUUGCAGGCUAAUCCCAGACUAUCACCUUUGUUGCCUGCUUCAGUGCACCUAACUAGAGGACUGUGUUCAUCUGUUGCCUCUUUGGCUUGUGAAUGUUGCAGAAGAAAGCUGCUCAGCAAGAGAAAAUCUAAACCAAGAGCAAAUUAAAUUUAGGACAGAGUCAUCUGCAGGAUAUGAACAGUUCCUCUGUGGUUGAUUGUUUAGGAUUAUUAUUCAUUCAUAUUCACAGCAAAACAUCACUCUGCAACAUUUCACGUUGGAAAAGGAGCCCUCUCAAUCUGUAGGAACUUUAUUUGAAUGUUUCAUUUCAACGCUGCAUCCACAGAUCUCAGACUUAAACAUCAGAUAAACAAAAAAAACACCUUAAGGUUGUGGAUUUAAAACUUUGAGGUUUUUGAACAGAUUUCACCUCGGAUUACUUUUCUCCUACGAGUUGCCAUGGCAAUGAACAUAGCACAUAUUCGUGACACAAAGUGGCUGACACUCGAGGUAUGCAGGGAGUUCCAGAGGGGCACUUGCUCUCGCUCUGACCAGGAGUGCAAGUUUGCUCAUCCAGCCAAGAGCUGUCAGAUCGACAACGGACGGGUCAUUGCUUGCUUCGACUCACUCAAGGGCCGUUGCUCCAGGGAGAACUGCAAGUACCUGCACCCUCCACCCCACCUCAAGACCCAGCUUGAGAUCAAUGGCAGGAAUAAUCUGAUUCAGCAGAAGAACAUGGCCAUGCUGGCCCAGCAGAUGCAGCUCGCCAAUGCCAUUAUGCCCGGCACACAGCUACCACCUAUGGUGAGGGGACACACACGUAUGAACACACCACAGCUUCUGCCAAUGCCCAUGUUCUCAGUGACGCCAGGCCUGGCCACCAACGCCAGUGCAGCAGCAGCUGCAGCCGCUGCCUUUAAUCCCUACCUGAGCCCUGUUUCACCCGGCCUGAUGCCCCCAGAGAUCCUGCCCAGCACCCCCGUCCUCAUGGCCUCCAGCCCCACCGUCAGCCAAGUCCCCAACGCUGCUGCUGCUGCAGCCCAGAAACUGCUGAGAACAGACAGACUUGAGGUGUGCCGGGAAUAUCAGAGGGGCAACUGCUCUCGGGGGGAGAACGACUGCCGCUUCGCCCACCCAGCAGACAGCACCAUGAUCGACAACAACGACAACACCGUCACCGUGUGCAUGGACUACAUCAAGGGUCGUUGCUCUCGGGAAAAGUGCAAGUACUUCCACCCACCGGCCCACCUGCAGGCUAAAAUUAAGGCAACGCAGCACCAGGUGAACCAGGCCACAGCCGCAGCAGCCAUGACUCAGUCGGCUGUCAAAUCACUGAAGCGACCCCUCGACGCAACCUUUGACCUGGGCAUCGCCCCUAGUGUCAUGGCUCCUCUGCCCAAGCGGGCAGCCCUGGAGAAGGCCAACGGGGCCUCUGCCAUGUUUAACACCGGCAUGCUCCAAUACCAACAGGCCCUGGCCAGCAUGCAGUUUCAGCAGCAGGCUGCUUUCCUCCCAUCAGGCUCAAUAUUGUGCAUGACACCUGCAGCCAGCGUUGUUCCCAUGAUGCACGGUGGUACCCCAGCCACUGUGUCUGCAGCCACCACAUCUGCCACAAGCGUUCCCUUCGCAACUGCCUCCACCAAUCAGGACUCUUCCUUAUCAAAGUUGACUACCAACGAAUACAUGCAAUUGAUUCCAAUAAUAUCUGCAGAUCAUCUGAGUAGUCACAAGUACUUGACUCAAAUGUAGUUCCUCUCAAGAACAAUCAAAUGAAUGUGUGCUGGCACCGUCCAAGCCAAAAGAGUUCAGCCUUUAUGUACAUAACCUUCAGAAUGUCAAGCAGCGGGAGGAAGAGGAGGGUCUGCCAUCUCUCAGCCGGUCCACGCCGAUGGUCUCAUCACACGAGUCAACAUUAAGGGUGCAACACAUGAUCUGUGCCAUCUUCCCACAUAUCAACAUCAAGAAGAAUUUGUUGUCAACGUCCAGCUGAGAAAAGAGGAUGCCUUGGUGUGGCAGUCAGUGUGUGAAACAUUACACCUCUGUGUCUGUCUGAAGCAUAGCACUCAAUAAGUCCUAAUUAUUCUCAUUACUGCACGCACAGAAGGUCAAGAGCAGGGUUGCACACAGCAACAUCCAGUGCUGGUACGUUAGUAGACCAAGAUUUUUUUUUUCCUUUUUUAUUUGUUCUGCUUUAUUAUUUUUUAAUUGAUAGCCAUAUUUCAUAGUUUACAAAUGAAAUGCAAAGUGCACCUUGAAUUUAAAUUCACAACUGAAAGGCACAAUGAUUUUAACAGGAAUUUUAUCCGCCAAAAGAAUUAGGCAUGUACAGUAUUGUGUUUUUACGGCUACUAGUGAAACUAGAUGUUGAAAUGAGGGUCUUGGACAUAUGAAUGUUCUGGGUAAACCAACAUACCUGUGUUCCUUGAAAGCACAGCCAGGCUAGCUUUUUUUCUCAUCUUGUCAUGUGCCAUCAAGGCCAUACAGCUAAAACCAGAGUGUUAUCUCAGCAGUGUUAUUUGUUUACUGAAGGUUCAAGUUUUGUAUGGCUCUUUUUGUACUGUUUUGUUUCAGAAUCUCCAUUGUGAGUGUUUUUUUUUUUAACUCUUUAUUUCUCUAAUCAGUUUAGAAGUGGGUUUUUGCCUUUUUAAUGUUUUUUUUGUUCUUUGAAAUCAAAAAUGGAGGUUUUUCUAAAGUUUGUCAUACCUCUUUUCAUAGACUAGUGUUUUUGUUUGUUGGGAUUAAGAAAGUCCGUUGACUCUAAAGCCUGGUAGAGGGUGCAGCUUUGAUUAUGUGACAGUGUGUUACCGCGUUCCCCCUCUUUUAAAGAGGAGCGACUCUCAAACUGUGUCUCCAAGAAGCACUGUUGAGCCUCGCAUUUGGGAAUUGAAAACGACUGGCCCAAAGGUCUAAUAGGUCAUUUAAACCACAUGUGCACUUGAAUGAUUGUUCGUCUGCCCACCCUGUUUUACAUUCACAAGCCAUCCUGACUGAACUUCAAAUUUUGAGGAGACAACACAUUAUUUGUGAGUGUUUCCAAGCAAAAAUAGAGGUCUUCAUUCACUCGUGUGUCUAACAGAAACCAAAGCACACCUUCCUCCCAGUUAUGUUCACAAACUCUUACAGCAGCAUCUCUCAACAGGCUUCAACAAUUAAGGAAACAUGUUUAUCAUCUUACAUUCAUGUGUCCAUUUUAAGAUCACUUCUUUUUUCUGUUCUCACAAAGGUGUGUAGUAUGUCUUUACCGAUUGUAAUGUACCUAACAAAGCCUUAGAUUACGAUUAAUGGGUGUCAGCCCAAUCAAUGUACUUUCAAUCACCAUGCAGGUAAAGAACACCAAUGAUGUUUUAUAGGUCUCUCACAUGUCGCUUAUGAUCUUUUUCGUUCUUUCUCUCUAUGUAAAAGUAACAAUUACUCUUAAAUUUCAUGUGUUAUGUACUACUUAAGGAUUUGAAUCUAUUUGAGGUAUGUAGUUGUAGAUUUUUCUUUAUUUUGCCUUACUAUAUAUUACUUGACAACAAUGAUAUAGCCGUUGUAGAUUUUGAGGUAGUAUGACAUUCAUAACUUUUUCAAACCAUAUAAAUGAUAAUGUGUUGAGUCAGUUUUAAAUAUUCACUUCAUUCAUAUAGCUGGAUGUCUUUUUCAGUUCAUGUUACAUUAUGCGUUAAUUUUGUUGAUGAAAGAGUUCGUUUUUGAUACAAGGAAGAAGAUCGUUUAAUAUGCUGCCACAGCAGCAUGAUGGAGGAGACAAAAAAGAACUAAUGUUUUAACCAACUUAAAGUUUCCUUGUAACACGUCGAGAUCAUGUUUGAAAAUAUAUUGUAUGAGAUAUAGAUUGCCAUGUUUUAGAGUAAAAAUUAUUUUCUACUGUAUCCAUUUCAAAAAGAUAUGUACUUUUUUUUGAAUAUUUCUUAAGUUUGCCCUGAAUGUCAGGCCAAAACGAGCAGUGAGAUUGACGGGUGUUUGGAUGUUUAGUGAGAUUAGGAGCGAGGAAGCAAAGACUUGUCCGAUAGGAUGAGUCUGAAAUGCUGCAGACAUGAGUUCUAACCUAAGGGACGAAGGUUGACUUUUUGCACUUCUGUAUAUAGUCAAAUGAACAGAGAAAAAAUGUGUAUCAUAUUGAGAUAUUAUUUUGAAUAAAAAAAGAUCUAUAAUUAUAAGGAAUUUUGCUAGAUUAAUUUAAAUUCUUAAAUUAGACCAGCUAAAAAAAUCGCUUGCAAAGAAGGGCACUAGUUUAUUGGCCAAUGCAUUCAGAGAAAGCUAUGCGCUUUUUGUGUUAUUUUCAGUGGCUAGUUUUGCCAGGGAAUGUCGCAGGGGAGUAGCUAUCCCCUUGUCAUGCUAACUUCACCCCUCCUGUAGGAUUACACAUCCAGUGAUAUCCAUUUCUCAUUGGUUGGACUUGGUCAUGCAGUAUUGCAGCUCCCAUGGUACAGGUGAUACAUACAACUAUCAGAGUUAUAUUCUAUUAUAGUUUGAUUUGACUGCAUGUAAAAGUACAAACAAAAGAUACUGCGUAGAUAUGUAAAGAAAGAUAACACAUUCAGAAUACACCUUAUUUUUUAUCAAGUAUACAUACAGUAGAUAACAUCCACAGUGGGGAGAAAUAAUACUUCAGAAACAAGUCAUCUUACUCUUAUGUGAAAAGAUCCAAGCAAAUAUGUUAUUUAAAGAAUUCUAUAUUAGCACUCAUCCACCCCAGAUACUUUCUCAUAGCCAUAUAAUAACACUGACUCACAGGAAUAUGUUGUUGCUCUCAUAUCUGUGCUCUCAGCAGGCGAAGGCUCAACACACCAAAUGCUUAUUUGGCAAAUUUAGUCUUUUGAAAUGAAUGUAACAGUCACCGUUCAACAUGUUUGUGACUCAAGGCUGCUGUUAAGUCGCUACAGAACCAAAGCACCAUUUUUCUCCGAACCAGAUUGUCAGUCUGUCGGCUGAAACUCUCUCUUCCCUGCUGAGGGCACAUAAACGAUUUCGACUGCUUUUUACUCAAGUACAGUGCACCCACCAGUUAUGUAUUUGCUAACAGUUGCCACACAAUAAUGUAAUAUUCUGACUUCAGAUUUGUUUAUGCACAUUUUAUUGUUGCCAUAAUUGACUCUUGCUGUAUGGAUGAAAAAAUCUGAAUAAAACAAUAUUUGAUUUGCUCAUGCAA
Molecule: messenger RNA, 6095 nt
Organism: Cheilinus undulatus (humphead wrasse)
Lineage: Eukaryota; Metazoa; Chordata; Actinopteri; Labriformes; Labridae
Gene: mbnl1
Product: muscleblind-like splicing regulator 1
Exons: 13
Coding region: 1406-2695 (429 amino acids)
Molecular function (GO): metal ion binding
Source: RefSeq, a predicted model, not a curated record